This is a messenger RNA of Exophiala xenobiotica, 2202 nucleotides long. Its product is annotated as aconitate hydratase, mitochondrial. Gene Ontology annotation, cellular component: cytosol; mitochondrion. The record is from RefSeq and is a predicted model, not a curated record. NCBI's taxonomy places the organism in Eukaryota, Fungi, Ascomycota, Eurotiomycetes, Chaetothyriales, Herpotrichiellaceae. Gene Ontology annotation, molecular function: aconitate hydratase activity; 4 iron, 4 sulfur cluster binding. The transcript has 7 exons. Bases 1 to 2202 code for a protein of 733 amino acids. Gene Ontology annotation, biological process: tricarboxylic acid cycle.
AUGUCCGAAAACCUUUCAAUCGUCCGCAGCAGACUCAAUCGACCACUCACCUACGCCGAAAAGGUCCUUUACUCCCAUCUGGAUGAUCCGCACAACCAAGACAUCGAACGUGGUGUCUCAUAUCUCAAGCUUCGACCGGAUCGAGUGGCGUGUCAAGACGCCACUGCACAGAUGGCCAUUCUCCAGUUCAUGUCGGCAGGCAUGCCCUCAGUCGCUACCCCAACCACGGUCCACUGUGACCACUUGAUCGAAGCGCAGGUUGGAGGAGACAAGGAUUUGGACAGAGCGAAGAGCAUCAACAAGGAGGUCUACGAUUUCUUGUCCACCGCCUGUGCCAAAUACAACAUUGGCUUUUGGCGGCCCGGUUCCGGCAUCAUUCAUCAAAUUAUCCUCGAGAACUAUGCCUUCCCAGGUGGUCUGAUGAUUGGAACAGACUCUCACACGCCUAACGCUGGUGGUCUUGGCAUGGCUGCCAUCGGUGUUGGUGGUGCUGAUGCAGUCGAUGUUAUGGCAAACCUGCCAUGGGAGUUGAAAGCGCCCAAAAUAAUUGGCGUCAAACUUACGGGAGAGAUGUCUGGAUGGACUGCUCCGAAAGAUAUCAUCCUCAAGGUUGCCGGUAUACUCACCGUGAAAGGAGGUACUGGUGCGAUUGUUGAAUAUCACGGACCUGGUGUGAAUUCGCUCAGUUGCACUGGUAUGGGUACUAUCUGCAACAUGGGUGCUGAAAUCGGCGCCACGACUUCACUCUUCCCCUUCAACGACCGAAUGUACGACUACCUUGCCGCUACUAGGCGCAAGCACAUUGGAGACUUUUCUCGAAGUUACGCCGCGGACCUCCACGAAGACGAGGGCGCUGAAUACGAUCAGAUGAUUGAAAUCAACCUGUCCGAAUUGGAGCCCCACAUCAACGGUCCCUUCACACCCGAUUUGGCUACUCCCAUCUCCAAAUUCAAGGAUGCCGUCAAGGAGAAUAAGUGGCCUCAGGAGCUUAAGGUCGGUUUGAUCGGCUCUUGCACCAACUCUUCUUAUGAAGAUAUGACUCGUGCUGCCUCCAUUGCUCAAGAUGCCAUGGACCAUGGCGUUAAAGCUAAAGCGCUGUUUUGUGUCACGCCAGGCUCAGAGCAGAUCCGUGCCACCAUUGAGCGUGAUGGCCAGCUCAAGACCUUCGAGGAAUUCGGUGGCAUUGUCCUUGCCAACGCUUGCGGUCCCUGCAUCGGCCAAUGGGAUCGAAAGGAUGUCAAGAAAGGCGAGCCUAACUCGAUUAUCUCAUCCUACAACCGAAACUUCACCGGUCGUAACGAUGCUAACCCGGCCACUCACUCAUUCGUCACCUCUCCAGAUCUCACCGUGGCUAUGACAAUUGCAGGAGACCUGUUUUUCAACCCUCUAACUGAUACGCUGAAGGACAAGGAUGGAAAUGAGUUCAAGCUUAAGGCACCCACUGGUGAUGCUCUUCCAAAGAACGGAUACGAUCUUGGCCGUGACACCUACCAAGCACCACCUGAAGAGCGCUCCCAAGUCGAAGUCCAGGUCUCGCCAACUUCCGACCGUCUUCAGAUCUUGGAGCCUUUCGAUGCUUGGGAUGGCAAGGACCAAUUGGACCUACCCAUCUUGAUCAAGACCAAGGGCAAGACCACAACUGAUCACAUCUCCAUGGCCGGUCCUUGGUUGAAGUACCGUGGCCAUCUCGACAACAUCUCCAACAACAUGUUGAUUGGUGCUAUCAAUGCUGCCAAUGGUGAGGCAAACAAGGUCAGGAACUUCAAGACCGGUGAAUGGGAUGCUGUGCCAGCUACUGCCCGUCAAUACAAGAAAGAUGGUAUCAAGUGGGUUGUCAUCGGUGACUGGAACUACGGUGAAGGUUCAUCUCGAGAACACGCUGCUCUUGAACCGAGACAUCUUGGAGGUAUUGCCAUUAUUACUCGAAGCUUUGCUCGUAUCCACGAGACCAACUUGAAGAAGCAAGGCAUGUUGCCCUUGACCUUCUCCAACCCUGAAGACUAUGACAAGAUCAACCCAGAUGACAAGGUCGACUUGCUCGUCACUGGUUUGGAAGUCGGUAAGCCCUUGACCAUGAGAGUCCACCCCAAGGAUGGCGAACCAUGGGAUUGUGAGUUAUCACACACUUUCAACGAGGGUCAACUUGAAUGGUUCAAGAAUGGCAGCGCACUAAACACCAUGGCCAAGAAACACGCAAACUAA